AUGUCAAGUAAAAUUGAUGUAAAACCAAUAAUUUCUGAUAUAUUAUCAAAUGAUGUAUCAAAACAACAACCAUUAACUGUUCGAGAAAAAAUUGUGAAUUUAUUUCAAGAAUUAGAAACAACACGAGAUGAUCAACGACGAGUUAAUACAGAACUUGAAAAAGAAAUUCAAGGCCGAAUUGAAGCUGAAGCUGAAGCAGCACAUUUACGACGUCAAGUACAAUUAGUUGAAGUUAAUCUUGAUAAUGCAACAGCUCGUGUUAAUCAUGUAACAACGCAAUUAAUCGAAGUUAUUAAAGUUUCAGAAGCUGCAAGACAUGUUUGUACAAAUUUAGAAAAUAAAUUAACAUCUGUUAAAGAUAAGGAAAUUGAUCUUGAUGAUGAAUUAAGAAAAGCAAAAGAAUGUAGUAUUGAAACAGAUAAACGUUUUCAAGAGAAUGCUAAUAAAUUAAAUGAAUUACAAGAACGAUUUGAAGUUGCUGAACGUCGAUCGACUGUUUCAGAACAACGAAUGGGUUCACUUGAACAAGAUAUUCGACAUGCUUAUGUAGAAAUGAAAACAUUGCUUCAAGCUGAAGAAAAAGCACAUACAACAGAAGAGAAAUAUCGAAAAAAUAUUGAAGAAUUACAAGCUCGACUUAAAUCAGCUCAACAUCGAACCGAUGAAGCCGAAACAGAUGUUGGAAAAUUACAAAACAAAGUUGAUAAAGUUAAAGAAAAAUUGGCUGAUGAACGAAAUAAAUGUCAUCAAUUACAAAAGAUGAUGGCUGCUUCAUCGGUAUCAUAA
Messenger RNA from Adineta steineri, 786 nucleotides. The record is from the annotation of a GenBank genome assembly. Lineage: Eukaryota; Metazoa; Rotifera; Eurotatoria; Adinetida; Adinetidae.